Meloidogyne enterolobii is the source of this 525-nucleotide messenger RNA. Lineage: Eukaryota; Metazoa; Nematoda; Chromadorea; Rhabditida; Meloidogynidae. The record is from the annotation of a GenBank genome assembly.
UGUUUUUUUAAAAUGAUUAAAGUAAAAAAUACACAUGCUUUAUUUUUAUGGCCUUUUUUAACAAUAGUAUAUAUACAAGAAUUAAUUAAAUUUUAUUGUAAAGACACCGUUUUUCCUUCCAAAAGUGAUCAACCACACUUACUCAAUUUCACUUUAAAAUCGGUCGCUUAUAUUUCCCAAUAAUGUUUUAAUUAUUUAUUAAUACCACCUAUUAAAUAUGCCUCAACGAAUUAGAGUGAAACAGAGGAAGGAAAAAAGGCUGCCUAAUUUGACAUAUUUUUUGAUUGACAAAAAAUUUUUCCUUAAUUAAAUUAAUUUUUUCAAAAAAUAUUUCCACAAAAAUUUUUCCUCCAUUUUUGCAAAAGCAGGCCAACCAUUUAUCAUUCCAUUAAUUAUAAAGGUAAUACAGGCAAAUAAUAAUUUUUGUAGAAAAAUUCGAGUGAAGGAAGUUGCUCAAUUUGAAUCAGUAAAGAAUUGGGAAGAGGUGAUGGAGAUGUUGCUGUUGGAAGGCUUUAAAAAGAAUUU